Saccostrea echinata is the source of this 5106-nucleotide messenger RNA. RefSeq lists its product as uncharacterized. NCBI's taxonomy places the organism in Eukaryota, Metazoa, Mollusca, Bivalvia, Ostreida, Ostreidae. Bases 1 to 3720 code for a protein of 1239 amino acids. The record is from RefSeq and is a predicted model, not a curated record. The transcript has 18 exons.
AUGCUAAAAGAUGAUACACUUGUUAAAGCUGCAGAAAAGGUAGAAAAAGAAGAAAUUAUUUCCUUAAAUAAUUUAUCUGAUGCAACAAAGAAACCAUAUAAAGCUAGUAAUUGGUCUGAACUGGAUACAAAAGAACUUGAUAGAAAUCUAAAAGGAUCAGUACCAUCAUCCAGUGGUUCUUGUACAAGUAUUGACCAGAAAAAGCCAUCAUCUUAUCAGACAUUCAGAAAAGAGGUGGUAGAUUCUGAGGAGAGUUCUAACGACUCUCUACCAGACCCCGGUCUUGAUGUAAAGAACUCUUCAACAGCUGGAGGUCAGUAUAGCCACAGCUCCUCAUCACAAACUCAGAAAACUCCAUCACUGCCUUCUCCACUGAAACUGUACAAAAGAAAGUUUACCAGAUCUCCCGGUCUUGUAAAUAAACCGUAUUCUCACUCUGCAGAGAGACUUAAAUCUGGUGUUGAAAGUCAGAGAACCAGAUUUAAUUCAGAACCCUCCCAACCAGUAUUUUCCUUGAAUAAAAUUGUGAGCACAGCAGGAACUUUGAUAAAACCAGCUACGUUCUCCCCAACCAAAUCCACUGAUGGCUCAGUGGCCAGCGGACUUAAAAAAGGAACAGUCAUCAAACCUGCUGUGUUUUCACCCAAUAAGGCCAGCACUUUUUCAUCUUUUGACAUCAAAAAAGCCAACAUCAUCAAGCCAGCAACAUUUUCUCCGAGUAAGAGUAUUCUUCUUGGAUCUGAUGAUGGCAUGGGCAGUAAAGUUGCUACUAACAACAAAAUAACAGUUUCUAUAAACAGUAACAUAUUAAAACCUGCACAUUUUUCGCCAAAAAAUGCAUUGAAUUUGUCAUCAAAUAAUCCAAAAAGUGCAAAGGAUAAGGUGUCUGAAAAUUCAAGAUCUGAACUUGCCACUAAUGCUUUGAAAAUUCUCUCUCCAGUGGGAGGAGUUGCUAUUGCUAAUUAUAAAGUGUCAUCAGUGGCCCCCACCAAGAUAAUAAUAAGUAAAGAGGAUGUUCAGAAAUCCCCAGCCACAAGUUUGACCAAACCACACCCACCAGCUGGUCUAGACAACUGGAAAUAUGUCGAUGUCCAAACCGAUGCUGGAUCAUUGGAAGAUGAACAAACAUAUAGACGCGAGAUUUUAAUCAAGUCUGGAGAGGUCAUGGGAAAGAUUGAAAACGAGAGGAGGAAGUCACUCGGAGGAAUUCAUACACAAAACACAGUGCCUGGAGAACUAAAGAAUAAAAGACGGAGUGCUGUAAAAGAAACAAAAUUGUCCACUGAAGGAACUAGCUCAAAAACUCCAAAGCAAAAUAGCAGACUCACCAGUUGUACAGCAGAUAAAAAGGAUGAUGAAGAUCUACCCAGGAUGAACUUCCUUGUAACGUACAGGAGGCUUAAAGAUGAUAAAGAAACACAGAAUGGUACAGCAGUUACUGACAGUAGAGCAGGCUUACCAGGGGACAAGUCAAAGGUCAAAUCAGUUGAAAGGUCAGAGGGGAAAUCAAAAAUAGCUGAUAGGUCGAAGAAAAAGUCAAGAGAAGGGUCAGAGGGUAAUGACAUCAUCAUUAUGGGAGCACAGAGUGGUAGAGCCACAGAGGUAGACGUAGUAGAUAUCACAAAUAGCUCUCAGUCCUCCGAGGGGUCUCAGACAGGUGUGCCUGUAAUCAAUGUGGAGACCUAUGCUGAAGUUGUGGACAUUACCACUGAACAAAGUACUCCCGAGGUAUUUGAAGUGAAAAUUAAUAAAAACAAACCUAUUUUUGUACCUGAUUCACCACCAGGACUUGUUGCACCUGCUAAAGCAGUAACCCAGGACAGGAUUAAUACCCAUCCUAUGCCAAAAAAUCAGCAACAAGUGACUGUGCGAACACCCACGCAUAUGGAGGCCAGGCGUCACCUGCCAGCAACUGUUCUAAAGACCAGAUUACCAACCGUUUCGAUGGUAACCAGACCAACACCGAUUCCAUUGGUAACUAGACAACCAUCUGUUCCCGUGGCUACCCAAAGAACACCUGUUCCAGUGGUAACUGGACAGCAGCCUGCUACUGUGGUUACCCUACCAGCACCUGUUCCAGUGGUAACUGGAGAGAAACCUGUUCCUGUGGCUACCCUACCAACACCUGUUCCAGUGGUAACUGAACGACCAACUGUUCCUAAAGUAACCAUACAGGCACCAGUUCCAGUGAUUACCAGACCACCACAACCAAACAAUUUACCAUCCCUUCCCACCAUGGAUAUAACUCCUGAAGAAAAGCUGAAUGACAAGGUCAAUGAAGUGCUGCUUAUGUUUCCUGAUGUUGACCCUCAGUAUGUGAAGAACUUGUUACUGGUGCAUAUAGGACCAGAGGCUCUGAACAAUGUUUGUAACUUACUUCUGGAGAACUCCAACUACCCCCGAGUUCAGAAGCCCCCCUCCAGUACUGUGUCUACUGAUCUCUCUCCACCAAAGAGAGGCAGCAAGAAUUUUUAUGAAGAAUUUUCAGAAGUGGUAAAAUCGUUUGAAUACAAAAUUAACUGUGAGCUGCUGUUACAAUCAGAAUUUAAAAUGAUAUCCGUCCGAGAUAUUCGAAUUUUAGCCUCACAUUAUAAUUGGCAUUAUGCUCCUAUGCACAAGGCAUUGUCUCUGAUUGUCAAAAAAGGCUUUGAGGAAAUGCAGAGUGAGGGGAAGAAAUCCUUGUCUCAGGCUGUGAUUGUUGGCAAUAUUCCUGUUGGUUCUGAGGAGAGAACGGUGAAGGUGACAUGUCUUAAAUGUCCCCGAGCUCUGAAGUGUUCCCUGAGCAGCCUGCCACCAGAGUUAACAGAGGAGUACGAGUUUGUCAAAGACAGGCUAAGGGAAGAAGCCAAGGAUGAAGACCUGAAGGUGGCUCAGCAGAUGAACGAGUUUGAGUAUGCUGAGACAGGACAGCUGAUCGAGUGUGGUUGUUGUUAUAUGGAGGUGGCGUUUGACAAUAUGGUACAAUGUUACGAGGGGCACCUGUUCUGUGAGGAUUGUCUGAAGAAUUAUGCCAAUGAAUCAGUGUUUGGUCAUGGAAAGACAUCAUUACUCUGCAUGUCUGAUGGAUGUGAAGCUUCAUUUCCAAAGAGUCAGCUAGACAAAGCCCUGCCAGCCAAUAUCCUGGAUAAAUACAAUGAUCGAGUUCAGGAGGAGAGCAUAAACUUAGCUGCUCUGGACGAUCUUGUGAGAUGUCCACACUGUGAUUUUGCAGCAUUAUUGGAUCCUGGGGAUAAAGUAUUCUCUUGCCAAAACACAUCCUGUAUGAAGGAGACUUGUAGAUACUGUAAAGAAGACUGGAAGGAACAUUUUGGGAAGAGAUGUGAGGAGAUUGAAAAGAAGGAUGAAGUUAGUCUACGAAUUAAAUUUGAGGAGAAGAUGGCCAUGGCUAAAAUUCGAACCUGUCACCGGUGCAAAGCAAAAUUUAUGAAGGAAGAGGGAUGUAACAAAAUGACCUGUAAAUGUGGUGCUUCAAUGUGUUAUGUCUGUCGUAAACCAAAUAUAAGCUACAAACAUUUCUGUCAACAUUUGAGAGAACCAAAGAAACCAUGUGACAAGUGUAAUGAUUGUUUCCUGUGGAGUAAAGCAGAGGAGGAUGAUGAAAGAGCUAUUGCUGAGAUCAGGAAGGAGUGUGAAGUGCUCAGGAUGGAAAAAGGGUUUUCAAUGGAUAAAGUGAUUGGAGCCCCAGAUGAGCCUCCAGCCAAGAAAAUGAAAGUCAAAUGAGAGUCAAUUAACAGAGAGAUAAUAGAGUCUACAAUAGCAACUCGAGCUGUUGCUUUGGAACAUACUCAUGCAGUGUUUGGACAUGUCAUUGCAUUAGGUAGUAGAUGAUGCUCAAAUAAGAUAUAUGCAUUUUUAUUAAAGAUCUGCCCUCUGAAUUCAAAGGGAAAAAAAGGUUCAUCACAUGUUUUUUUUUAUCUCUACUGGUUUGACAAGACAUUUUUUUCUACAAAAACCUGGUUCACUGAACUCCCAUUGCAUUCUUUGCAGUAGCCAAAUCAUCUUUUGAAAUAUGAUCAUGGGUGUCUUUUCAGAAUUUUGAUUUUCACUGUGGGGGCCAAAUGGGGGCUAAUUUUUUUUUUUUAAACAACAACAACCUGACUUCAUGAUCUCUUAUAUUUUUCACAGCAGUCCAGUUAUAUUUUGGAAUAAGUCAGGGAGUGUCCUCAAUAUGUGCAUUUAGGUUUCAGAAUUUUUAUUUUCACACUGGGGGUGAUUGGGGGUCAAAAAGGGACUUUUAUGUAAUAUUAUUGUGGCUUCUUUCCUUGUUACCCAAUACAUACAUUGAGAGGCAAACACCUACGUACAAGUAUUACUGUCUUAUGACAGCAUCUAGUUUUCAUUGUGUUUAAAGAUGGAUUUUGUUUUAUUAAAUGUUGAGAUGAAAAACAGAAGGGCAAGGUGACUAAGGUGAGAACUGUUGCCUAUGAAUCCCUUGUUUUUCUUUUCUAGUCAUGUUGCACUUUACCCAUUCUUUGUUAACUGUGAAUUGGAAUUUUUUUUAUAUUCCCUCCCUUGUUUUGUUGACUAUGUUAUUCACGUUAAACUUGAUCAUACAAAUAAAGUGCCAUUCUUUUGGUGAUAAAAUCUAACUAGAAAACAAGAUUCCUGUGAUUCCCAAAUCUUAUUAUCCAGAGAGUGAUUGGAUAAUGAGCAAAAUCAAUGUUUACUUGCUCGGACUUCAUUACAUUUCUUGAUAUGUUUCUCAAUUGUUGGACAAAGUACAAUUUGGAUUUAGGCACAGAAAAUUCUGUGAGAAUUUUAUGAUUUUUUUUUGAAGAAUUUUUAGAUUUUCAAAAUGUUCUAUGAUAAGAAAAAUAAUUUUAAUGUUCUUUAAAUCUCAGUUUAAAAAAAAAUAAAAGUUGAUGGAAAUUUUUCAGGAUAAAAUUUUGUUAUCUGGUUAUUGGGAAAUUAAUAUAAUUAAGAAAAAUAACAGUAUUUUUUCUAGACAACAUCUGUAAUAAGUGCUUUGAAUAGUUAUAAUAUGCAGUGCUAAAACUUUGCAUAUUUUUUAGGAAUCCUCUCGCAAUUAUAUGUUCACAUAUAGUGUCAUUCAUUUCUGUAUGCUGCAUUUGUUUUCAUACUAAAAUACACAUAUUUGAAUCUGAA